UUAACAAUGAUAGCCUCCCUUCUUUCAAUAUAAAUACAUGUAUUAAUGCCUCUACUCAAAGAAGUUAAAGCUUCAAUUUCUGUAUAAAUUUUUUCCACAACCAACCAAAGGGCCACAGGAAUGCUCUUUGCUACCUAAAGCUGACGAAAUCCAUUCAUCUCUUCUUCCUCCUUUUUAGUCUCCUUAUAUUUUGUUCGAGAAGAUAUGGGUCUAAGAGAGAUAGAGUCCUCUCUUCCUCCAGGUUUCAGAUUUCAUCCAAGUGAUGAGGAACUGGUCUGCCACUAUCUUUACAAGAAGGUAAACAAUCACAAAAUCAUUGAAGGUAAGAUGGUGGAGGUCGACCUGCACACCAGGGAGCCAUGGGAGCUUCCAGAGAUGGCCAAGCUCAGUGAGAAUGAAUGGUACUUCUUCAGCUUUCGCGACCGUAAGUACGCUACAGGUUUACGCACAAAUAGAGCCACAAAAACUGGUUACUGGAAGGCUACUGGAAAAGAUCGCAUAAUAUACCAUUCUAAGACGCAUAGAGUUGUUGGGAUGAGGAAGACACUGGUCUUCUAUCAAGGAAGAGCUCCUAAUGGAAUGAAGACAAAUUGGGUGAUGCAUGAGUUUCGGCUGGAGAAUCUUCAUGCUCCUCCCAAGGAGGAUUGGGUGCUAUGUAGGGUUUUUCAUAAGAGGAAAGGGGAGCCUAUAAGAAUUGGGAAUGGGAGUAUUGCUGAACAAGAAAACAUUUUAUCUUCUGGCUCACAGUUGGAGAUAUCUACAGAUGAUCAGAUGGAGCAGCUGGCCAAUGCACCAGAUGGAAUCCAUGGAGAUAUGGGGUCUUCAAUCCCUCUUGUCCCAUAUCAAGAAGGAAAUAGCUCAAACACCUACCUUAAUUUUGCAGUUUUGCAGUAUAACUUCUUUGAUUUCCCACAGGAGAUGAUGAUGGGAAAUUCAGAUGUGAUUGGAAUGGAAUCAAGGCAUGCUAGUGGGGAUGAGUUUGGCUUUCUUUUGGAUAUGGGGUUGGAUGACUUUGUGCAUGAGAGUGGGGAAGGAGGAGGAGCAAAGCUGAUGAGUAAUGUGGAAGCUGGGUUGAGAUGCCAUGAUGGGAAAGAUGAGGUGGUUUCAUUCUAAUUAGCUUGGGAAUUAGUCAAGAAAAAAGCUAAAGAUUGUAUUGUAUACUUACUCUUAAGAUUUAGAUGUAGAUAGAUUUGGAUUGGAGGAACUGGUUAUAUUAAUUUAAGAUGAUUGUUGUUUAUGGUAGGAGUGUAAAAAGUUUAUGGUCUUAUUUGUGCAUUUCAUUGAUAAAAUCAUGAUGCCAUUCUACAGAAAUAAUGUGAUAAAAAGCGUUAUAUU
Dendrobium catenatum is the source of this 1335-nucleotide messenger RNA. RefSeq names its product NAC domain-containing protein 100. The coding region runs from base 205 to 1113 and encodes 302 amino acids. NCBI's taxonomy places the organism in Eukaryota, Viridiplantae, Streptophyta, Magnoliopsida, Asparagales, Orchidaceae. Gene Ontology annotation, biological process: regulation of DNA-templated transcription. The record is from RefSeq and is a predicted model, not a curated record. Gene Ontology annotation, molecular function: DNA binding. The transcript has 3 exons.